This is a messenger RNA of Anarrhichthys ocellatus (wolf-eel), 2080 nucleotides long. It is a transcript of the gene trmt10a, whose product is annotated as tRNA methyltransferase 10A. Bases 259 to 1212 code for a protein of 317 amino acids. The transcript has 7 exons. NCBI's taxonomy places the organism in Eukaryota, Metazoa, Chordata, Actinopteri, Perciformes, Anarhichadidae. Gene Ontology annotation, molecular function: methyltransferase activity; tRNA binding. Gene Ontology annotation, biological process: tRNA N1-guanine methylation. Gene Ontology annotation, cellular component: nucleus; cytosol; nucleoplasm. The record is from RefSeq and is a predicted model, not a curated record.
GUACAUGUGGAACUGUGUGGCUAAGUUGAAUAGCUUAUAUAUUAGUUAAGUUUAUUUUCGGUGUGUCCUGUUGUCUGUGGUUGGAUAUCAGAGUGCAUGUGGUGCGUCUUUUCGUUCUUAGUGAAACUAUAAAGAAGAACUUUGCUAUUAAAUGCUGUCAGUUAGCCUUCUGCUAAGAGCAGCCGACAAGCUAACAUCAACAGCUAGUUGACACAGCAACGUUAGCCAGCAGACACUGGUCCUCACUGCUCUGAGCAGAUGGCUGAUGAAAGCGUUAAAAGUGAAGCUUCAGCCCAGCAGGAGAAAGAGGAUAGAGAUAACGGGAGCAGUCAGAAGACAGAGAGCCGUCAUGGAGAAAACCAAACGGUGUCCAAAAGGCAAAGGAAGAAGCUUCUGAAGCAGCAGAAAUGGGAAGAGGAGACAGACCUACGGAAGCAGAAACGGAAGGAGAAGAAGAAGCAGCGUCGGCAGCAGAGGCACGACCAUCAUCAUCAUCAUCAGGAGGAGGAGGAGGAGGGAGGAGAGGCCCAGAACGCCAGGAAACGUCUACGCAGAGAGGUGACGCCCAGCUCACUGAGGCUGGUGGUGGACUGCAGCUUCGACAACCUCAUGCUCAUCAAGGAUGUCCGGAAGCUUCACAGACAGGUCCAGCGGUGCUAUGCUGAGAACAGACGCGCCUUGCAUCCAGUGCAGUUUUAUCUGACAAGCCUAGGGGGGCAGCUGAAACAGAGCAUGGACGAGAAGGACAAAGGAUGGGUCAACUGGAAGGACAUCACCAUUAAAACGGAGCACUACAGUGAAGUUGUGGCACAGGAGGAGUUGGUGUACCUGACGUCAGACUCUCCCAACGUGCUGGAAGAGCUGGACCACAAAAAGGCCUAUGUGAUAGGAGGCCUGGUGGACCACAACCACCACAAGGGGAUCACGUUUGAGAGGGCGAAGGAGCUGGGGAUCGAUCACGCUCAGCUUCCUCUGAGCAAUUUUGUCAAGAUGAACAGUCGGAAGGUUCUGGCAGUCAACCAUGUGUUUGAGAUCGUCCUGGCUUACCUGGAGAAAAGCAGCUGGCAGGAGGCCUUCUUCACCGUCCUGCCUCAGAGGAAAGGAGCGGUGGCCGUCAGCCAGGACGGAACAACUGUUCAGGCAAAAGAAGAGGAAGAUUCAGACUCUGACCCCGACACACCAGACCAGACUGAGAAAAGAACCUCAACGUAGUUCAAAUGGACAACUUCAAACAAAGUUCACAACGUGUGGUUAUAUUGACGCUGAGGCUAUGCUCCCAAGAGGGAUGUUUCUGUUAACAAAGCAUCUGUUUCGUUGAAAUUUCAAAAUGCUUUUUUUUUUUUUUUUUUUAAACCAGCUAUUUAUUUAGUUUUACUUUGUGCCUCCUGUAAUGGGUGAAAAUUGAGUUGAACAGCUAAUGGACAUUUCAGUUUUGCAUGUUUUUUUGGCUGAAUAUACAGUUAUCAUUACAGAAAAUAAUUUAUAAAUCAAUCGUUUAGUUUUUUCAUUUUUAACGAAAAGAUUUAAAGCAAACCAAAGUCAACACAUGACCAUUGUCACCGGCCCUGGAAUUCUGGGAAUAUUCUGGGAUUUUUGAGAGUACAGUCGCACAACCUGCACAGGAUCAAAAGAGACUCUGAGGUAGACCCGGUGCUGACCAGAAGGCACCGGGUGAACCAGUAGUAUACAUUCUGACUUUAUGAAAUGUGAUGAGUCGAGAGUGUUGUAGAAGAAUCUCUGCAACCUCACCACUAGAUGCCACUAAAUCCUGCACACUGCUCCUUUAAGGCAACACCUGCAUUAUGACUUGGUCUGGAGGCGCUGUUGUAAGGCCUUUAUUAUUUCAGUGUAUAUAUGUAGUGCUUACAUGUUGCAUAAUUUAAAAGGAUUUAAUAAUUAUGACGUGAUGCAUGCACAGAGAGGACAUUAGGGGCUCCAGAGUGGGCUAAUCUGGCCCUGCAUACAAGUAGAGCAACAGAACCAGCUACAUGAUGCUGCCUUGUAUGCCAUCAGAAUACAUUGAACAGUGACAGAUAUGGGGAGAUGUUUGACAUGAAAUUAAAAGCUACAAUGAAAUGAA